AUGGGCUCCGGCUCAUCCUCGGCGAAGAAGGCGCCGCCUAAGGAAGAAAAACCGCCAGAAGCCGAACAACCCCCACAAACAGACCCUCGACUCCCAUAUGCUAAUUUUCGGGAGGUGUUCACGCUCAAGAAUUUCUGGAAAACGAUUCGACGUAAUGACAAGGAAUGCGCGAAAAAGAUGUUCGCCGAGUACUUGAAGCAGCAGUCGGAGAACAAAGCAAAGUAUGGACGAUUGAAGAAUGUGGAUGUGUCGUCGAUAGAUGCCGCUUGUAGUGACCCGGCGUUUGAGGCGAUGGCUCAGAAUUAUUUGAAGGUGUUUGAUGAUGUUAUCGGGGCUAUUGAAGAGAAGCCAGCAGACGUGCAGGCAGCUUGUGAUCGGCUGAUGUCAGUAGGGAAAAUGCAUCGGAAUAAAGUACCUGGCAUGGACGGCUCACAAUUUCAACAACUCGAAGAACCCUUCCUCUUCAUGGUUCAAGACGUACUACAAGACCGAUUCAAUGAAAAAGCCGAAACCCUUUUCCGCAAAUUCUUCCAAUUCUGCCUGAAAUUCCUCCUCGAAGGGUUCUCCAACGCGGUGAAUAGCCCCGGAACGGAUGGGAAAUACCUAAAGUUUGUGGUAAUCUCUGACACCCAUCAGCAAUUGGACCAGAUUAUGGAUCGAAUUCCGGAUGGAGACGUCCUGCUUCACUGCGGGGACUUCACCAAUUUUGGUGGACUCGCGGCUAUUACUGAAUUUAAUGAUCUCAUUGGGCAACUGCCGCAUCGCCAUAAAAUCGUCAUUCCCGGAAAUCAUGAAGGCGGAUUUCAUUUAACCGGUUCCAACUUUCAAAAGAAACGAUUGGAGCUGUUGACCAAUUGUCGGGUACUUUUAGAUGAAAGCAUUAAGAUCGAAGGUAUCAAAAUUUACGGAAGCUCUUGGCAUAUAUUGCCCGGUUUCUCGUUUUACGUAAAGCAAUCGGAGAUUGGGAAAAUGUGGGCCAAGAUUCCUAGAGAUACCAAUAUUUUGAUGACUCAUGAGCCACCAAAAGGAUAUUGUGAUAUGGGAAGGCGGGGUGGUCAAACUUAUGGAGAUGUCGAAUUGUUGAAAGCGGUCCAAGCUCGGAAUAUCGACUUCCAUGUCUUCGGCCAUAUCCAUGAAUCGUACGGUGUGAUGAGCGACGGGAAAACAAUUUUCAUGAAUGCUGCUCAAUGUGAUCAG
Molecule: messenger RNA, 1197 nt
Organism: Mesorhabditis spiculigera
Lineage: Eukaryota; Metazoa; Nematoda; Chromadorea; Rhabditida; Rhabditidae
Source: the annotation of a GenBank genome assembly